GGUCGCGGUUGGUUGGCUGUCAGUAGCUGGGAGCGGUGACAGCUGAACGGCUCGUUUUUUAUCUUUAGCUUCGCACUCAAUACGGUCGCCACAAUGUUCGAGGAGGCCAGCGAGGUGUUCGAUAACAUGUUUAAAUCUUCGUUUCCCCUCACAUUCAUAGUCUUCAUCCCGGCGGUGCUGAUCCUGGUGUCUCCGCUCCCGGCCGAGGCGGCACACGAGUUCACGGUGUACCGCAUGCAGCAGUACGACCUACAGGGACAGCCGUACGGCACAAGAAAUGCCAUCCUGAACACGGAGGCUCGUACUGUGGAGGCAGAGGUGCUAAGUCGUCGCUGUGUUAUUAUGCGACUGGCGGACUUCUCCUAUGACAAGUACCAGAAAGCCCUGCGCCAGUCAGCGGGGGCCGUGGUCAUCAUCCUGCCGAGGAACAUGUCUGCUAUGCCGCAAGACAUAGUGCAGCAGUUUAUGGAGCUGGAGCCUGAGAUGUUGGCUACAGAGACCAUCGUCCCCGUUUACUUCGCCAUGGAGGAUGAUGAGCUGCUGUCUAUCUACACACAGACCCUGACCUCUUCAUCCUCACAGGGCUCCUUAUCAGCAGCAGAAGUUCUGGUGCAUACGGCCACAGCCAAUGGCUUUCAGAUGGUGACCAGUGGAUCUCAGAGCAAAGCCAUCAGUGACUGGGCCAUCACCAGUUUGGAGGGUCGUCUGGCUGGAGUCGGAGGAGAGGACCUGCCCACUAUCGUGGUGGUGGCUCAUUAUGACUCCUUUGGUGUUGCUCCGUGGCUGUCAUACGGAGCAGACUCAAACGGCAGUGGAGUGUCCAUGCUACUGGAACUGGCUCGUCUCUUCUCCAAACUCUACACCUACAAGAGGACACAUGCUGCGUACAACCUGCUGUUCUUUUUAUCUGGUGGAGGAAAGUUUAACUACCAGGGCACCAAACGCUGGCUGGAAGACAAUUUAGACCACACAGACUCCAGUCUUCUGCAGGAUAACGUAGCCUUUGUGUUGUGUCUGGACACUCUGGGGAAUGGAGACUCUCUGCACCUCCAUGUGUCCAAACCUCCUAAAGAGGGAACCCCUCAGCAUUCUCUGCUGAAAGAGCUGGAAAUGGUGGUUACAAGUCAGUAUCCUGAGGUCAAGUUCUCCAUGGUCCACAAGAAAAUCAACCUGGCUGACGACAUGCUUGCGUGGGAGCACGAACGCUUUGGGAUUCGCCGACUGCCCGCCUUCACUCUGUCCCAUCUUCCCUCGCACCGCUUGGCUCAGCGCUCCAGCAUCAUGGACGUGCGGUCAGUGUCCCCCUCCUCUCGCCACGGAGCGGGAGAGCCCCCUGCUGGGCCUCAUGUAGAUGUGAAGAAGCUCAGCAGGAACACCAAGGUGGUAGCAGAGGCUCUGGCCAGGGUCAUCUACAACCUCACAGAAAAGGGAGCACCUGGGGACCUGCAGAUUUUCACUGAACAAAUGCAGGUGCAGGAGGAGCAGCUGUCAGCAGUGGUGGACUGGCUCACAGCGCAGCCCAGAGCUGCCCAGCUGGUGGACAAAGACAGCGCCGUGGUGUCCACCCUGGAGUAUCACCUAGGACACUACCUCAAGGACGUCAAAAGACACUACGUCAAAGCUGACAAGAGGGAUCCAGAGUUUGUAUUCUACGACCAGCUGAAGCAGACUAUGAAUGCUUACAGAGUGAAGCCAGCUAUUUUUGACCUGCUGUUAGCUGUCUGCAUUGCAGCCUACUUAGGGAUGGUGUAUUUGGCUAUCCAGAACUUUGGAGUCCUGUAUGGCGUCGUCCGUAGACUCACUCAACCCAAGGCCAAGGCCCACUAAGGCAUACAGCAGCUUUUAUUUCCCCGGACCCUACUUUACCCUUUUCCUCAAAUCAAUAAACUCUAGCCAGUAAGACGCUGAGGCUGGACCGAGCUGCUGUUCUCACGAUGGUUUUCAAACCAGCAGAAUCACUUCCAUUUCCUUCAUCCCUAAUGCACAAACAAUGAUGUCAGAUCCUGUCUUGCUGCCAACUUUAAUCCGUUUGGUCUCAUGGACCAGAAUAAUCAGGAAUCAUUUCGGUUUCCACGGAUUUCUUUGUCAUUCUUUUAACAUGCUCUCUUAUGUUGUGUAUAUAUUUAAUUUUUUUAACCCUCACGAUGGUCGUUAACCUCACAGGGCCACAUAAGAUUGGUUGAGAUUUCACCGAUCACUCUUCAUCCGUCUUCUCAGCGUACUUUGAGCCAAACGUCGUGACGUCAUGUGUUGUCUCAGGCAGCUAGAGGGAGAAGCUGACCACACAGUUUACCCCAGAACUUCUUCUGUCAGGAGGUUUGCUCACCAGAAUAGGUUCACGUUUUCAAGUCUCACUUAAUGUAACACUCACAUGAUCAUAUGCACUUCAGAAGAGUUACUGAUUGUUCAGUGCUGCCGUGUGUUGCUUUUCUAUCCUUAAAAAACUCAUUAGAAAAUUAAUUUUGGUAACCUGUGUAAGUGAAUCAUCAUUUCACCUUGAGGUGAAUAUAAGAAUCCAUAGCUUUUUUUUUUUAAACGUACAUUUGGUCGAGUUGGAAAGGAAGCUAGCGGGUGGACUCUUUGAGUACAGAUGUGCAUGUGAUUAUUGUGUUGAGACCAGGUGAACUUUUCCUUUAAAUCCUCAGUGAAACCCUCAAACACAAGUACUGUUUACGGAAAUGAUCUGCCUGAAUGAAAAUGUGAAGCCUUUAGAUCGUUUUUUUUAAAUUGAUUCUGGUGGAAGAAAUUAAGUGCAGAAUGAUGGGAAAACCUUUCCUAAAUAAUAAAUGAAUAAUAAAAAAAAAUCCCCAUCACACCAUUAAAUGUAGUUUAGUGAUAGAAGUUUUUGCUUUGGUGUGGUCUUGCUUUUUGUGCCACCUCUUUGUGUUUUCCUGGUGCUGUGGUGUGUCUAAUUUGCUUUUUUUUUUUAUCCCCAAACUGAUUUAGAAAAACCAUCAUGCUGGUGGCAUGAGCUAAUGAGUUUUUUGUUUUUUUUUUGUCACAUAAGCCCCUCCUCCCCUUUACCCUCUUCCUAAUCAGUAGGCAGGACUUUUUGCUGACUUGCAAAAAUGUGAUUGACCGAAUCAGUUUUUAAAUCCUUGCCCUCUUCUUGCUAAUGAAUGAAAAGUGUUUUUUUUUUUUUCUUCUUCUUUUUAAUAUAUUUUCCAUGUUACCACAUGACCUGUGACCCCUCCUUCCCAAAAUGCCAUUGUAACAAUCACCAGCCCCAUUGAGGGGAAAUGACUCUGUGGUGCAUACAGAUUUUUAAUUUAUUGAAUCAGUUUGUUUUUAUUUGUGCACUGAACUCUCCUCUGCUUCACUGCAUCUGCA
Archocentrus centrarchus (flier cichlid) is the source of this 3330-nucleotide messenger RNA. RefSeq names its product nicalin (gene ncln). Bases 94 to 1827 code for a protein of 577 amino acids. Gene Ontology annotation, biological process: regulation of signal transduction. The record is from RefSeq and is a predicted model, not a curated record. Gene Ontology annotation, cellular component: membrane. The transcript is spliced from 15 exons. NCBI's taxonomy places the organism in Eukaryota, Metazoa, Chordata, Actinopteri, Cichliformes, Cichlidae.